Fonsecaea nubica is the source of this 1299-nucleotide messenger RNA. RefSeq lists its product as hypothetical. The record is from RefSeq and is a predicted model, not a curated record. Lineage: Eukaryota; Fungi; Ascomycota; Eurotiomycetes; Chaetothyriales; Herpotrichiellaceae. The transcript has a single exon. Bases 1 to 1299 code for a protein of 432 amino acids.
AUGGAAACAAUAUUCCAAGACGCCCGACUCGACCCAUCGAUAGCACAGAAGCUCUAUUCGACCCUUCCCUCCUCUUCCUCUACGAGACUCCUGCGGCUCGAGCCAGGGUCGUACGACGACCCUCUCGCGGCCUCGCUCGUUGUGGUGGAUAUAGCCGCGCCCUCGUGCCCCAAGUACGAAUGUAUAUCUUACACAUGGGGUGACGAGACAUCGCCCAACUCCGUCCGAGUGGAUGGGAACGAGGUCCCCCUCCGGUUGAAUCUGGACCAAGCUCUUCGACGCUUUCGCUACCCCACAAAGCCCAGGCUUGUCUGGGUCGAUGCCAUUAGUAUCCGCCAGGACGAUCCGGACGAGAAGGCCCAACAGGUCAAAAUGAUAGGCGAUAUUUUUCAGAACGCCGCGACGGUGCUGGCUUGGCUGGGCGAGCACGCUGACUCGAGCGAGAUUCUCUUCGACAUUUCUCAAGAAGCUGCAGCUAACCUGUUUGACACCAACCGUACCGAGUUCCGGCGCAGGUACGACGCACUGGCUCAGUUCAUGAAUCGUCGCUACUGGCAGAGGACUUGGAUCGUGGCCGAGAUUGUCUGUGCCCGCGAGUUAAUGAUUUGCUGCGGCCCGGACAAGAUCUCGUGGGGGCAUCUUCUAAAGUAUAGAUUCACCGACGUGAUGCGAUUCGAUCAGGGCUGGACGAGGAAGUUAACCAAGUUGGACGACUCGAGAGUCGCCCACAAGUUUGCCCAAGACCCCUCCCACCUGUCUGAUGUGGAAUGGGAAGGCCACCGCGAAUUACAGGGAUAUCUGUACGCCGCGGAAAACACCGAGUGCCUCGAGCCUAGGGACAAGAUCUUCUCGCUCCGAGCAAUCCUGCACAGCACGAGCAUGCGCAGUGCCAUCCGUGUCGACUACAAGAUGUCUCUCCCUCAACUCUGCGCCGACAUUCUGAAAGCCGCCCUGGUGGCCUACGACAGCGUCCGGAACAACAUCGCCGAGUUCUUGCUGCUGUCGUAUCAGCUCGACAAGAGUCUGGCAAUGCCAUUGGCGGACAGACUUCAAGUGAUCGACCUUCUUCUCGAUGACCUAGAGGGCGUCGAGACACCGGCACUGGAUAUUGUGAGUGACAUGUUAUCAGACGGAGCCGUGGAAAAGUUCUUUGGGUUCGACUACGAACGCUAUGACACGGAUUGGAGCUGGGAAGAGAAGAGAGACCAUGUCCUUUCGUGGCGCGACAAGGCACGACGGACGGGCAAGUGGCCUGCCACUCCUGGAACGGCACCAGGCCCAAGUCUGAACAAGACUUGA